GUGCUUUGCUGACUUGGCCUGGCAACUCUCUGGAACGGAUCUAAUAAGGGAACCUCCCAGGCGCUGCUGUGCGGUGCGGAUUCUGUAUGCCCACUGCCAUCGGAAGCCAGGGGUCUACUGCUGUCGUCUCCCACCCAAUGUGUACGCCAUCCGUGAUGCAUCAUCAGGCAGAGCCUCCCGUACACUGGGCGGGCUUGCCAUCCACGCUGUCGCUGCGAAACCGUAUUCGCACGUCGCUCGGCCGGGUUGUCUUGUCUCGGGUCUCACACGCCCCAGAGUAGGCUGUAGACAUUGAUAACCUCAAGACUUUGUUCAUGCACAUUCGUUCACCGUC
Ilyonectria robusta is the source of this 334-nucleotide messenger RNA. RefSeq lists its product as uncharacterized. NCBI's taxonomy places the organism in Eukaryota, Fungi, Ascomycota, Sordariomycetes, Hypocreales, Nectriaceae. The record is from RefSeq and is a predicted model, not a curated record. Bases 87 to 281 code for a protein of 64 amino acids. The transcript has a single exon.